Molecule: messenger RNA, 970 nt
Organism: Olea europaea var. sylvestris
Lineage: Eukaryota; Viridiplantae; Streptophyta; Magnoliopsida; Lamiales; Oleaceae
Exons: 3
Coding region: 111-626 (171 amino acids)
Source: RefSeq, a predicted model, not a curated record
UGUUUUGACUAAUUUACUUUCGUGACAUUCAAUGCUAGAGCACAUGUGAUACUACUUUGGCGGUGGUGCUACUUGGUUGUUCUUUUGCAACUUACUACUCUAUUACAUCCAUGAAGUGGCCUCGCCCAAGGGAAUUUACAUAUUCUGGAAACAGGAGCUCAUGGUCAUGGAGUAAUGAAAGAGCAAACAAGAACCGUAAGCAACGUGCAGAGUUCUUAAGCAGGUCUGGAGCAAUGAAAACUCGAGGAGCUCUAUCGAAUAUCCCCAUGAGUCCAUCUGCAUGCUAUGAUUCACCAGUUAAAGCUCCAGGUAUACUGUCAACCUCUAGUCAGAUGGGAUCAAGAAAUCACCGGGACUAUUAUUCAACUUUUCACAAGACACCUAUCAGAAAAAAAUUCCCCAAGGAAGAAUGGAAGGAUUUCAAAGAGGAAUCUACUCGGCAGGCAGUCACGGAGUGGGCAUCUUCUCCUGAAUUCACUGACUGGAUGAUCAAACACUCUGAUAGGAUCCAAGUCCUCCCGGAUGAUAGUUCUGACGAGCCAACUGGAAGUGGGUCAGAUUCAACAGAUGAAAAUGUUGCAGAUAGCAGCAGUGGGAUUAAUUUCUUUAAUUGGCAUCGAAACUAGUAGAGACGGCAUUGAUUGGAGUAUAUCAAACAGCCUAGAGGUGCACUAACCUCCUCCUCUCUGUACAGGGAGGGGUGGGAAGAGAUUUAAUAGUUUCCUAUUACGUUGGAAAGCUUUAACCUAGAUCCACCAGGUUUGUAAAUAUUAUAGAAAGUAUGUCUUUUGAUGUUAUUGAAGAAGAGUUAUCAAGCGACAUAGAAUUACACGUGUUUCUUAACUUGUUAAUUCAUUUUCCGCUCCCACUGAGUACGAUAAGGUAUAGUUAAAGUAUGAGUAUUUACAGUCUUUAGUAUUAUUUAUUUAUUGUGAAUUAUAUUUGUUCAACACGUUUAAUAUUAUUCUCC